Hippocampus comes (tiger tail seahorse) is the source of this 3930-nucleotide messenger RNA. It is a transcript of the gene cilp, whose product is annotated as cartilage intermediate layer protein, nucleotide pyrophosphohydrolase. Bases 218 to 3697 code for a protein of 1159 amino acids. The transcript has 9 exons. Lineage: Eukaryota; Metazoa; Chordata; Actinopteri; Syngnathiformes; Syngnathidae. The record is from RefSeq and is a predicted model, not a curated record.
AGGGUGCUGAAACACACUGAAGAGGAGGAGAGACUUGAGAUAAAAAGAGAAGACGAACAUGCGAGACAAGGAUAAGCAUAGGCAAGCAUAGCCACAAGUAGCGGUCCGCAAACAGAGGUGACAUUGCGCCGCUGGGUUCUAUCCUUCGCCGAGGUCCUGGUGUACAGCAUACACGACCAGAGGUUGAAAGUUUGAAGGUCAAAUACGAAGGAACUGCAUGACAAUGCCAUUGAGGCUACUCCUCCUUUUCAUGGUCGGAAUCAGCCAAGCGACAGUUUUUUCGGCAAAAGAACAAUGGCGAGGGGAAGAUUCUAUGACCCGCUCUCAUGACAACUACGAAUGGAGCACAUGGUUCAAUGUGGACCAUCCGGGAGGCCGCGGAGACUACGAGCAGCUGGACGCCAUCCGCUUUUACUAUCGAGCCCGUGUGUGUGAGACUCCCCGAGCGCUGGAGGCCAGAACCACUGAUUGGGUCCCAGCCCGUGAAACCGGGGAGAAAGUGCACGCAGACCCAACUGUGGGCUUCUGGUGCCUCAAUGAAGAGCAAGGCCUGGAGCGGAACUGCUCCAACUAUGCGGUUCGAUUCCUUUGUCCCAAAGGUAACAGCCUCAACUUUCAGGAUAUUUGGAGUCCGUGGACAGACUGGGGUCCAUGUUCUGCCCUCUGUGGUCAAGUGGGAGUCCAAAUUCGCUCCAGAAGCUGCAGUUCUCCCUCACUGCUUUGCAAUGGACCAAAGGUAGAAAGGAAAGAAUGCCACGGACCAGAGUGUGUGACAGAUUGCGCCCUACACUGUGUGAUGGGAAGGGUGAAUGCAGAGUGUAAUGCGUGCAUGUGUGAAGAGCACAUCCUACUGGGCUCUAUCCGUGGUUCUGGGGGUCUCAUUGCUGAGGGGGCUGCAAUACUGGGCUCGGACAAACUCCUCACCCUCACAGACCACAAUGGACAUUUCCGGAUCCCCGGGCUCUGUCCUGAUGGCAAUACCACGUUGACGAUCAGGCUGCAAGGCCACGCCACCCAAAGUGUUUUGGUUCCUAAAAGCGCUGAGCGUACCACAGUCGUCAGCGUGCAGCUCAAAAGAACCGACAAGCUUCAUGUGUUGAGCAACCCUGAGAGCAAGGCCAGGAGAGAGGGACAAACUGCUGCCUUCUGCUGUAAUGUGGCCGGUACACCACAGCCAGACAAGUACCAAUGGUUCCAUAACAACAGCCUCUUAGAAAGGAAAUCCGAUAGCACCUUGGUUCUAAAAAAGCUGCAUCUUGAACACGCUGGAGAGUACUACUGCAGGGCAAGCGGUCAAUCUGGGGCCAUUAAGACCAAACCAGCGAUGCUCAACAUCAUUGGCAAAAGUAGCCAUUCAUGCAAUCCCAAGCCUGAUCCUCAUCUCAUACGUCUUCCACACGACUGCUACCAAAACAGCACAAACUCUUUCUACUAUGACGUCGGCAAAUGUCCUUCCAGCACAUGCGUUGGACAGCUGGACAAUGGUAUCAGAUGCAAAGACAAAGUGGCAUACUGCUGCGGAGUGGCAAAGAUGGAGGAAAGGCACCUGGCAUGCCAGGGCUACCAACUGCCCACAAUGGUCGUUACUGAAUGUGGCUGUCAGAAAUGUGUGGACACCAAAGCGAUUGUGCAUGGGAGAGCUGUGGCCGCAGACACCGGUGAGCCAAUGAGAUUUGGCCACAUCUUUAUGAAUGGUGUAAGAAUUAGCCGUACGGGAUACAAAGGUACCUUCACCAUCCACGUUCCGCCUGAGAUGGAGAGAUUAGUCCUGACUUUUGUGGACAACAUGAAUACGUUCAUCAACACAACAAAGGUACUUCCAUUCAAUACCAAAGGAGGUGCUGUGUACCAUGAAAUUCAACUCACACGAAAGAAAGUUCCUGUGACCAUUCGGUCCUCAGAAACCAACACACUCGAUCUGGGGGAAGUAGAAGGACGGGAAGCGAUGGCUCACAUACAGAUUCCUCCCAAUUCUUUCUAUAAGGAGAACGGUGAAGUGUUUGUGGGUGACGUCAACGCCAGCGUAACAUUUCUUGACCCCAGAGAUGUUUCCACAGCCGCCGCGGCCCAAAGUGAUCUCAACUUUGUCGGGAACGAAGGAGAUACCUUGCCACUGAGAACCUAUGGGAUGUUUUCAGUUGACUUCAGAGGCGGAGAAACCAAUGAGCCCUUGAAUGCAGGUGAGGUGAAGGUGUUCCUGGAUUCUGCCCAGGUUAUGAUGCCUGAACACCUCAGAACCAUGAAGCUUUGGUCACUCAACCCCGAGACAGGCCUGUGGGAGGAGGAGGGAAGUCUGAAGCUUGAAAAAAAAUCAAGAAGAAAAAGGGAAGAGAGAACUUUUCUGAUUGGCAACCUGGAGAUCAGAGAGCGACGACUUUUUAACCUGGACGUCCCAGAGAACCGGAGGUGUUAUGUGAAAGUGCGGGCCUUCCGCAGCGAGCGCUUCAUGCCCAGUGAACAGGUUGAGGGAGUCGUAGUGAGUCUCAUAAACAUGGAGCCCACAGCUGGCUACUCCUCUAACCCUCGUGCUUGGGGGCGUUUCGACAGCGUCAUCACAGGCUCUAACGGCGCUUGUCUACCGGCUUUCUGCGAUGAGCAAAAAGCAGAUGCUUACACUGCGUACGUCAUGGCCAACCUCGGAGGCGAGGAACUAGAGGCUGUCGCUUCGACUCCCAAACUCAAUCCGAAUAUCAUCGGAGUGCCUCAGCCUUACCUGGGCAGGCUGAACUACAGGCGCACUGAUCAUGACAACCCCAGACUCAAGAAGACAGCGUUUAGCAUCAACUUGGCAAAACCAAGUCCAAACACGGCCGAAGAGGCCAACGGACCGGUGUAUCCCUUUGAAAAACUGAAAGAAUGUGAGGAGGCACCAUUCAGUGCUGCUCAUUUCCGCUUCUCGCGAGUAGAAGGAGAUCGUUAUGACUACAACACGGUGCCAUUCAAUGAGGACGACCCAAUGAGCUGGACAGAGGACUACCUCAGUUGGUGGCCUAAGCCAAUGGAAUACCGUGCCUGUUACAUCAAAGUCAAAAUCAACAGCCCGCAUGAGAUUAAUGUGCGGUCUCACAAUAUGGGGGGCACUCAUCCGAAGACAGUGGGCCAGCUGUACGGUCUCCGAGAUAUCCGAAGCAUCCGCGACAUGGACCAAACGGCAGUGUCGGCCGUGUGCCUCGAAUUCAAGUGCAGCGGGAUGCUGUACGAUCAGGCGCGCGUCGAUCGCACGUUGGUGAAGGUGAUUCCGCAGGGUAGUUGUAAAAGAGAUCAUGUCAAUUCGCUCCUCCAGGAGUACCUUGUGAACCAUCUCCCGCUAGCUGUCAACAAUGACACCAAUGAGUUCACUAUGCUAGCACCUCUUGAUCCUCUCGGUCAUAACUACGGCAUUUAUACAGUCACGGAUCAGGAUCCACGCACAGCUAAAGAAAUUGCUCUCGGCCGCUGCUUUGACGGCACCUCUGACGGCACGUCUCGUGUCAUGAAGAGCAACGAGGGUGUGGCACUGAUGUUCACUUGCGGAGGUCGCGAGGUUACUCGUCAAAAUUUCUUCCAGACCCUGCAAAACUCGCAAGGUCAGAUAGCCACAAGCGGGAGAGUUGAAGGGAGACAAAACCGGCGUCGGCAAAGAGCCAACGCUUCCCGAAACAGUCAAAGACGCAGCACCAGAGAUCCAAAAGGAAGAGGCGCAAAGGCCAGAAACUAAGCGCAUCAAGAUUCAGCAAUGAGUGUGUCCAACAUUAAUCUCGACUUGGGUGCAAAUAUUCAAUAGGAAUGUUUUACAAAUUAAUACGGUAUGUAACUACCAAAGCUAAAGUAAAUGUCUUAAUGCCGUUCAUUUGUUUCCACAAUGUCAUUCUUAUGCGAUUACUGUAUUUUCUUGAAACUUGUAAAUAGAAUAUUUAUUACUAUUAAAACAUUUUAGUGAUUCCAGCAAGA